UCCACCCAGUCCCAGGACCCCCAGUUUAUACCAGGGUGGCAACUGUGAGAGAAUGGCGGCGGCACCAUGGGAGGACUGUUUCCAGCAGGCCUUGCCGGAGAAACGUCCAGCGCUGAGUGGGGCAGGAGGGCGCUCCAGGAAGCCAGCAGAGCAGAAUGUGGUCCACCUCCCACCCAUGCUGCGUCUUCUGCAGAAGAGACAAGAGGUAGUGGCUGCGGACCAGGAGCUGAGGGCCCAGAAGGAGGCGUUCCACACCCGGAUGGCCGCCCUGAGCCAGCGCUGGGAACAGCUGGAGCAGAAAGAGCAGGAACUACAGGGGUCCUUCAUGCAUUUUGACAAGUUCCUGCAGGAAGCCGAAGCCCGGCGCAGCCGAGCAAAGCGGAGGGCGGUGGAGGAGCAAAUGCAGGCGGGCCGCCUGGAGGAGGAGGCGCGGCGGCUGCGCGCACAGCUGGAGGAGCUGCGACGGGAGCGCGCGCGGUUGCAGCAAAGGGUGCAGCGCCUGGAGCCCUGCGCGCGUCUGCUGGAGCGGGCGCUGGAGCAGAUGCCGGAGUUUCAGGAGGUCCCCGAGCUGGUGGCGCGCUUCGACGGCCUGGCGGACACGCGCACGGCGCUGCAGCGCGCGGAGGGCGCGCGGCGGGCGGAGCUGGAGGCGGCGCGCGCGGGGCUGCGGCGGCUGCGGGCCGAGGGGCGGGACGAGCUGCUGCGCCUGGGCCGGCGGCGCGCGCGGCUGCAGGAGCGGCUGGAGGCGGCGCGAGCGCUCACGCGGCAGUGGGAAUCCAAGUGGACGCAGAUCCUGAACACCGCGGCCGAGAAGACGCUGCUUCUGGGGCGCACGCGCAUGGCUGUGCUCAACUUGUUCCAGCUAGUGCGCAUGCGCCAGAGGCAGCCACUGGCCCUGGACGUGGAAGAUACCGAAGGACAGCUGGAGCAGGUGAAAUUAUUCAUCCUGGAUCUCUCAGCCACAUUGGCCAGCCUCCCUCAGACCCAGCUUGUGGCCUCUGCCUCCUAGCUUGAGCCCAGACAGCAGAGCCUGCCUCAGGACCCAGGAAGGACCACAGUGCACUCAAUGCUUUCCAGUUGGACACCACAGCUUGGAUCUUCCUCCCUGGGUGUGAUGGUUUAUAUCCACUGUCAACUAGACAGGACCAAGGGAUUGUCUAGAUUAGAUUAGGCUGGCCUCUGGGCAUGCCUGUGAAAGUACCUAGAUUAGGUUGAAGUGAGAAGGCCUUCUUCAACUCUGGGCAGCACCAUCCCAUGGGCUGAGGUCCUGGACUGUAGAGAGCUGGCAAAGCUGAGCACCAUUCCUCACUGCUGAAUGUGACCUGUGCCUCGAUCCGUCACCAUGCCUCCCAUGCCACGGACUGUAACCUUGCACUGUAAACUCAAUUAACCUUCAAGCCCCCUCAAACUGACUUUUGUCAGUUUUGGCCCAGCAAUGAGAAGAUAAUUAAAAACACUGAGUCUCUCCCUUCCAAUGCCCCCAAGCAAACUCCA
Molecule: messenger RNA, 1494 nt
Organism: Jaculus jaculus (lesser Egyptian jerboa)
Lineage: Eukaryota; Metazoa; Chordata; Mammalia; Rodentia; Dipodidae
Gene: Cfap73
Product: cilia and flagella associated protein 73
Exons: 8
Coding region: 53-1009 (318 amino acids)
Biological process (GO): spermatid development
Source: RefSeq, a predicted model, not a curated record